Molecule: messenger RNA, 4725 nt
Organism: Malassezia japonica
Lineage: Eukaryota; Fungi; Basidiomycota; Malasseziomycetes; Malasseziales; Malasseziaceae
Product: 4-aminobutyrate--2-oxoglutarate transaminase
Exons: 3
Coding region: 1-4725 (1574 amino acids)
Biological process (GO): regulation of DNA-templated transcription
Molecular function (GO): pyridoxal phosphate binding; sequence-specific DNA binding; identical protein binding
Source: RefSeq, a predicted model, not a curated record
AUGGCAGACGCCGACGACUUUCUCGCGCGCGCGCAGGCGCUCGGCCUGCGCCUAACGCGCGCCGACUACGAACGGACACGCGCCGGAGUGACUGCAUUCCUCAAGGCCGAGCGCGUGCCGGCCGCGUCGCCAGGGCCAAGCGUCUGCUCGACCGACACACCCGACGACGAGCCGCGCCCCCCGGUCGUCGAGCGGUGCGCCUCCCCUGCCGAGUCCGACAUUGCGUCCGGCUCCAAAAACGCGGCAAACGCCGCCGCGACGCCGACCCUCUCUCGCUGGCUGCGCACCACAAGCGGCCAGCUGAGCUUCUUUACUGCCGUCGUGCGCCCCAUGUCGGCGCCGAACGAAGAGGGCCGCACACGCAUCUCGCUCGACGAAGUCGGCAGCGCAGAAGAGAAGCGGCGGCGACGUGCCCGCCGCCGCCGCGUCCUGGAAAAGCAAAUGAUGCUGGAAAGCAAGCUUGCUCGGGAAAGUUCGCCCCACGCCGAGUCCAUGUCGACCGCCGAGCCACACUCGCCUGCGCGGACCAUCCGCGCGAGCUCGGUCGCGAGCGACACGAUGCCCCUCGAGCCUUUGACGCCACACAACGAGGGCAACGACAUUGUGCGCAGCAGCACGCCCGUAUCGAUCCGCGCGCCGUCCGAUGCGCCGGCGAGUCCUACUUCGCCGGCGAGCCCCGAGAUCAACGUGCUGAACCGCAUGGCGCGCAUGGACAAUGCAGGCAAGCUGUGGCUUGCGCCGCGCGAGGGCGAUGUGGACCCCAAGAGCGAGGACUCGGCUGCGGUUGCCGACGACUCGGGCGUGUUUGUCGAGCAAGAGGCGCCGGGCUGGGGGCCACGUCCCUACCGGCGCACCUCGUCCAACACGGAAAAUCUGAACGCGUGCAUGAAGAGCAUGAGCCUGCUCGACCGCAUCAUGAUGAGCAAGACAAGCCCCCGGCGCAUGCGGCGCGAGGCCAAAGCGCGCGCGCGCGACGUGACCGACGACGAGCAUGCCGAGACGUCGCACGACGCCGACACGAGCUCCACGUCGCACUUUGCCGACGUCUCGUCUGAGGCGCCCGAGCGCCGGAGCGGCCAUGUGCGCCAACGCAGCAUGAACGUGCGGUGGACGCAAGAGGUGACGACGCCGCUGCGCGGCAACGCGUGCGUUACGGAGCAGUACGACUUUGUCAUCCAGGACAUUUCGCCCGAGCACGCCGAGGGCCGCACCGAUUCUCCGACGCGGGCCACGGGCCGCGAGCGCGCGACGCCGAGCGCGUCCGCCACGCCGCUGACCAAGCUGGACUUGGGUGCACAGAUCACGCCGAUGCGAUACUCGCCCGGCUACAACCUCGGCUACUCCCACUACCGCUCUGCGUCGAUCACUUCCAUGUUCUCGCCGAACAUGCUCACCCCGUGGUCGCACCAGGGCCGGCUCAUGAGCAACGCCGGCCUCGCGAAUAUUGGCAGCUCGCCAUCCGCCUCGGGCGACUGGACGGCAAACACGAGCGCGAUGGGGCCCGCGUCAGCGUCACGCAGCCACAUGAUGUACACCUCGACGCCGCUGUCGCACCUGCCGUUUGAGGACUCGUGCCUGAGCCAUGCGGGGCCCUCACCAGGGCGCCUGCUGUGCAUCGACUCCUUCCCGGGCAAGUCGCCGCAGCAGCGCACGGCGCUCUCGAACGAGUCGCCGACCAAGCCGCUGCGCACGCACAUCACGAGUCCUCUGACGCAGCGCAGCGCGGCACGCACGCGCCCGGCGCUGCGCCACGAGAGCCCGAGCAAGCUCAGCGCGUCGGUGGCUGGGCGUCUCGAUCUCGUGCACCGCAUGGCGCCGGUGUACGAUGCGCCGAUGCAGGCGUGGGACAAGACGCCGUUCCGGCGCACGGAUACCGUGAGCCCCGCCGACCUCUUCCAUCCCCAGACGACGGGGCCCGCGCCGUGGCUCGUGCCCGAGUCGUGUGGCUCGGACGAGGAGCCGGUCAUGUCGCCCGCCUCGCCCGCGUCCGAGGAGGCUGACGGGCGCAGCCGUUCGAUGCGUGCGCGCCUGCCGCGGCGCAAGAGCGCCAUGCUCCGCUCGUCGUCAGCGCUCGCUGCCAUGACGCCGACGCACGGCGACGACGUCUUUGCCGGCGACGCGGAGCCGGACGCUGCUGCGCCUGCGAUCCACUCCGUCUUUUCCGAGCCGCUGCCGUCCCAUGACGCAAACCAGACCGAGUGGGACAAGCCGGACGGGAGCCGCGUCGUGAAGCUCAUCUCGGAGGAGCUGCAGGCGGCGAUCGACUCGGGCACGCUCGAGCACGAGCCAGAGCCGCGCUACUUCCGCCUUCCGCCCGGCCACGGCAGCAGCAAGGCAAAGCCGUCGUCGGUGUCGUACGCCGGCCUCAUUGGCCAGGCGAUCCUCUCAUCGUCCGACGCGCGCCUCAGCCUUGCGGAGAUUUACUUGUGGAUCAGCUCCGUCUACCCUUACUACGAGCGUGGCGACCGCGGCUGGCAAAACAGCAUCCGGCACAACCUCAGCCUGAACAAGAGCUUUGUCAAGCUCGAGCGCGAGUCGAGUAUUCCCGGCAAGGGCGGCUGGUGGGCGAUCGUCCCCGGCCACGAGGCGCGCUUCCAGAACGGCGUGUACCAGCCGAACGUGGCACGCACCGAAACGAGCCAGCGCACGUUUAAGCCGUCGCACUCGGCGCCUGCUGGUGUGCUGCGCUCGCCGUCGCGCGACGAGCGCGGCCGCAAGAAGCGCCAGGGUGCGCUCGAGGAGUCGCCUGUGUCGGCCGCCGACGAGUCGAUGGACGUCUCGUUCAAGCGCCCCAAGACGACGCGUGCGUCGCGUACGCUGCGUGCCGACAUGAGCGGCACGCCGCUGCGUGCGGCCCCUGCACAACACCCCUCGAGCAGCGUCGGCCAGGCGCCGAUGCCGGUGCUCACCGACAGCGCCAGCUCGCCGGCGACGAGCCCGCUCCAGUCCUUUGCACAAGACACGUCGCAGGGGGCGCAGCGCGCGUGGCGCGACGUCCCAGGCUACCAGUACGCCCCGACGCUCGAGCGCUCCUCGCCGCCGAAGCCUUCAGGCCUGGCGCCGCGGGCGCCCCAAGCGCCGUUGGUGCGCUCGCUCCACGACAUUGCCGACUACAACAUGCACAUGUAUCUCGCGAGUGGUGGUGAUGCGCGUGCGUAUGGCCCGCCGAGCGUCUCGCCGUCGCCUGCCUCGCCUCCCCGCCGGGCGCCAUUGCGCCCUGCGCCGAUCACGCAGCCGACCGUGCCUGGUCUGGGGCCGUACAACACGGCCUACAUGCCAGGCUACGCGCCUCCCCCUGAAUCCUUUUAUGUAUCAUGGCCUGAGGCCGGGCAUUCGGACCUGAAAGGGCCCGAGAUGCCUAUGGCCUAUGCCAACGCCAGUCCUUCUCGCCUUGCCUGGGCGCGCGCUCUGACCAUGACGACGAACGCAGAGGCGCAGUUUGGCCUGGAGCACAUCACCUCGGGUAUCGGCCGCUCGUCGACCUAUGUGUUUGAGGAGGGCAAAGGAAGCUAUGUCACGACCGAUGAGGGCGUGAAGCUGCUCGAUUUUACUUCGGGCAUCGGCGUCGUUAACCUCGGCCAUUGCCACCCCGGCGUGACCAAGGCGGCGCAGGAGCAGUGCGCCAAGAUCACCCAUGCGCAGGUGAACAUUGGUCUGAGCAAGCCGCAGAUUGACCUGAUCCGUGGCCUGCUCACUGUGAUGCCGUUCAAGGAGCUCGACACCUUCUUCCUCUCGAACACUGGCUCGGAGGCCGCCGAGGGCGCGAUCAAGAUCGCGCGCACCGUGACCAAGCGCCAGCACAUUAUCGUCGUCCAGGGCUCGUACCACGGGCGCACGGCCGGCGCCGCGGCGCUCACCCGCAGCAAAACGCAGUACUCGCAGGGCACCGGGCCGCAGAUGCCGGGCGUGUACACGACCGACUUUCCGUACUACUCGCAGCUGUGCCUCCCGGCCAGCACGCCGACGGAGGAGAUGGUCGACUACUCGCUCAAGCGCCUGCGCAUGCUCCUCAAGCAAGAGACCGCGCCGAGCGACACGGCCGCGAUCUUUGUCGAGACGGUGCUCGGCGAGGGCGGAUACGUUCCCGCCCCACCCUCGUUCCUGAAGGGCGUGCGUGAGAUUUGCGACGAGCACAACAUUCUUUUUGUCGCCGACGAGAUCCAGUCGGGCUUUGGCCGCACGGGUACCAUGUUUGCCAUUGAAGAGUCGGGCGUCGUGCCGGAUCUGAUGCUCAUUGCCAAGGGCAUCUCGAACGGCUACCCCCUCAGCGCGGUCGUCGGCAAAAAGGAGUACAUGUCGAAGCCGCCCCCGGGCUCGCUCGGCGGCACCUAUGCAGGCAACGCCGUGGCGUGCGCGGCCGGCCAGGCGGUGGUCAAGGCGUUUACCGAGGAAAAGAUUCUCGAAAACGUGGCCGCGCGCAGCAAGCAGCUGCUCGACGGCCUGCAAGUGAUCCAGGGCAAGCCACACGGCAAGCUCAUCGAGGAUAUCCGCGGACGUGGCCUAAUGAUUGGUAUCCAGUUCAAGUCGCCCUCGGAAAAGCAGCCGGUGAACGCGCUCGUGGCCAAGGCGUGCCUGAAGCGUCACAUGCUGCUGCUCACGACGAGCAUCUUUGACGUGGUGCGCACCAUCCCGCCGCUCACGAUCUCUGAGUCGGAGCUUGCGGAUGCCAUCAAGAUCCUGGAUGAGAGCAUCGAGGAGGCUGCCAAGGAGCUCGGCGCUUUGUAG